AUGACGGAUCUAGGCUCGUACAUGUAUCAGUCGCCAGGAUACUGCCAACAACAAUGUGUCAACCAAACCAAGGCAGUGAUGGGCACAACCCUGGGAUCUAAUUGCUGGUGUGGUGAUCUGCUUCCGGCGUCGAGCAGCAAAGUCUCAGAUUCUGAGUGCAGCUCAAAAUGUUAUGGGUACAACUUGGAUACAUGUGGCGGGCCCAGCUCUUGGUCCGUCCAGCUAACUGGAGUGAAUAACAAUGUUGCGAGCCAAAGCUCUAACUCAGAGUCGAGCUCGGAUUCCAGUUCGACUUCGAAUUCGGAUUCGGAUUCAAAUGGCAGUGCAGCAUUCUCAUCGUCGUCGACGUCAUCAGCUGCAGCAUCACCAACAAAAAAAGGGCCUCCGUCCGUCGUCACCAAGGCUAGCACUAUCAUAGUGACUGCCGCCGGUCAAACCACCCCACAAGAGACGAUCAUUACCACGACACAAGCUCCUUCCUCGAGUGGGCCCAAUAAAGCUGGCAUUGCGGCCGGCGUGGUCGCCGGCGUAGUCGCUAUAAGUGCUAUAGCUGGAGGGAUCUUUUUCUUCCUCCGAAAUCGCAAGAGACGAGCAGUUGAAGCGGAGUAUCGUCGCAAUGUGGCGGGUGACUACGGUGCGAAGCCCCCGACUAGUUCUGCUGGGUCAGUGUCGGAUGCCAGGCUAGAGCCCUCAGUCAUGAUGCAGAGGCGGCAAAGUGAUGGCAGCAUAGCAGACAAUCAAGAUUACUCGAGGAGGAUAUUAAAGGUCACGAAUCCUGAUGGCACGUGA
Molecule: messenger RNA, 789 nt
Organism: Letharia lupina
Lineage: Eukaryota; Fungi; Ascomycota; Lecanoromycetes; Lecanorales; Parmeliaceae
Exons: 3
Coding region: 1-789 (262 amino acids)
Source: RefSeq, a predicted model, not a curated record